This is a messenger RNA of Cuscuta campestris, 2203 nucleotides long. NCBI's taxonomy places the organism in Eukaryota, Viridiplantae, Streptophyta, Magnoliopsida, Solanales, Convolvulaceae. The record is from the annotation of a GenBank genome assembly.
CGUACGUAAGUAUAAUAGAUGUAUUAUAUGCGUAUCAACCCACUAGACCGAGGCUUAUUUGAUAUUGGGCCAGAAAUCAGAGGGUUUUUGUUUAGUAUUCUCCCUGGUCGGGCCGGGUCGAACGAAACGGUUUUAAAGAAGGUAGAGCCCCAUCGCCAGGAAAACCUCAGUGACCGAGCUUUCAGCAGUCACCGCCCGUCACUCUCUCUUAAGGCCGAUUCCACCGGCAAUCUCUUUCGAUCUUUAGAGGAAUGGCAAUCGAUAUUUCCGGCGAUCGCCAGUACGGUCAGGACGUUCGAACACAAAAUGUUGUGGCAUGUGUAGCAGUGGCAAACAUCGUUAAGUCCUCACUUGGUCCGGUUGGGCUCGACAAGAUGCUUGUUGAUGAUAUUGGGGAUGUAACCAUCACAAACGACGGUGCUACAAUUCUGAAGAUGCUAGAAGUUGAGCACCCAGCAGCUAAGGUUCUUGUUGAAUUGGCUGAACUUCAAGAUCGGGAAGUUGGCGAUGGAACUACUUCUGUAGUCAUCAUAGCUGCAGAGUUGCUCAAGAGAGCAAAUGACUUGGUGAAGAACAAAAUUCAUCCCACUUCGAUAAUCAGUGGCUACAGACUUGCAAUGAGAGAAGCUUGUAAGUAUGUUGAUGAUAAACUGGCUGUGAAGGUUGAAAAACUUGGGAAGGAUUCCCUCUUAAACUGUGCCAAGACAAGCAUGUCAUCAAAGUUGAUAGCUGGUGAUAGUGAUUUCUUUGCUAACCUGGUUGUCGAAGCAGUACUAUCAGUUAAGAUGACAAAUGCUCGUGGAGAAACUAAGUAUCCCAUCAAGGGUAUUAAUAUACUUAAAGCCCAUGGAAAAAGUGCAAGAGAUAGCUUUCUUUUGAAAGGGUAUGCUUUGAAUACUGGAAGGGCUGCACAAGGGAUGCCACUACGAGUUUCUCCUGCACGCAUUGCUUGCCUUGACUUCAAUCUUCAGAAGACAAAAAUGCAGUUGGGGGUUCAAGUUUUAGUUACAGACCCUAGGGAGCUUGAGAAGAUUCGACAAAGAGAAGCUGAUAUGACCAAAGAACGCAUUGAGAAGCUUCUUAAAGCUGGAGCAAAUGUUAUAUUGACCUCUAGAGGAAUUGACGACAUGGCAUUGAAGUAUUUUGUUGAAGCUGGUGCAAUUGCAGUUAGACGUGUUCGGAAAGAAGACUUGCGCCACGUUGCUAAGGCCUCUGGUGCCACGGUGGUCUCAACUUUUGCAGAUAUGGAAGGGGAAGAAACUUUUGAAUCAUCAUUCCUUGGUCAUGCUGAUGAGGUUGUUGAGGAGCGCAUUGCUGAUGAUGAUGUUAUUUUGAUAAAAGGGACAAAAAACACUAGUGCGGUUUCAUUGAUACUUAGAGGAGCAAAUGACUAUAUGCUUGAUGAGAUGGAGAGGGCGUUGCAUGACUCUUUGUGCAUUGUCAAAAGAACAUUAGAAUCAACAACUGUCGUUGCGGGUGGAGGUGCUGUUGAGUCUGCUUUGUCUGUGUAUCUGGAGUACCUUGCAACUACACUUGGUUCUCGGGAGCAGCUUGCUAUUGCUGAAUUUGCUGAGUCAUUGUUGAUCAUUCCAAAGGUACUUGCUGUCAAUGCUGCAAAGGAUUCAACGGAGUUGGUUUCUCAGUUACGUGCGCAUCACCAUUACGCACAAACCCAGGCUGAGAAGAAACAUUGGUCAAGCAUGGGACUAGACCUAUUGAAGGGAACGAUACGUGACAACUUGGAAGCUGGAGUAAUCGAGCCUGCAAUGAGCAAAGUGAAGAUACUUCAAUUUGCGACUGAAGCGGCGAUUACGAUACUUCGAAUUGAUGACAUGAUAAAGUUGGUCAAAGACGAAAGUCAGAACGAGGAUUAGAAGAAAAUGAACUGAACUCUCUACCUUUUUCACACUUUUUUGAUGGAGUAAGUUUUUUCAUGAGAAGAUGUGUGGUGUGUUGUUGCAUUUGAGCCUGUGAAAUGUUUUUGUAGUGUGGUUUGUGUAAUAGACUUAGUUCACUUUGUGAAGGGCAAUCCCCUCUGAUUUGUAAGCCUUAGUGCCUAUAAGAUGAUAAAAUACUUUCAGAUUUAAAAGUUGUUGCUACGGUUUGUUCAAGUUUUGUCCUGACCAAUCUUGACCGCUAGGUCUUGACCGAACCCACACUAAGUAGAUUUAGUGUUGGUCUUCGAUAAAAAACAAUUGACAUU